Molecule: messenger RNA, 828 nt
Organism: Camelina sativa (false flax)
Lineage: Eukaryota; Viridiplantae; Streptophyta; Magnoliopsida; Brassicales; Brassicaceae
Product: dirigent protein 12-like
Source: RefSeq, a predicted model, not a curated record
ACAAAAUCAAUAUACUAGUCAUUUCUACUAAAUACUCUACUCUCUAACCAUGAAAGUGCCAAUCUACAAACAAGUAUUAUCCUUCUUCUUAUCCAUUUUACUUCUCCAAUCCAAUGCUGUCUCGUGUGUACAAAAGUCAUUCGACCUAAUGAAACCAUGCAAGCAUUUCGUCCUCUACCUCCAUGACAUCACCUAUGAUGGUAAUAAUGCGGCUAAUGCCACGUCAGCAUCAAUCAUGAACCCUAUAGGAUUCGGAGACUUCAACUUUGGGAAGUUUGUGAUCAUGGACAACCCUGUGACAAUGGACGAGAACUAUCUCUCGGAACCAGUGGCUCGUGCCCAAGGCUUCUACUUCUACAACAUGAAGAUGAAUUUCAACGCUUGGGUUGCUUGGACAUUGGUAUUCAAUUCGACGAUGCACAAAGGGACAUUUACCAUAAUGGGUGCUAAUCCGUAUGCUAUGGAGAUGGAGCUAACCAGAGACUUAUCGAUCGUUGGUGGGACUGGUGACUUCCUCAUGACUCGUGGGAUUGCUACGCUCGAGACCAAAUUCGUUCAAGGCAGUAUGUAUUUCUGCGUAGAAAUGAAUAUUAAACUCUAUGAAUGCUACUAGUUUUGUGUCCUGGGGUUUGAUGUUUGUGUGUUAAACAUUUUAUUGCGCUUUGUCCGUUGGUUAUUGAUGUUGUUAUAAUAAAUCCCAAUAAAUUGUUAUUGAAUAAACCAGCGCGUUGUAAUGGUGUAUUGGUGUUGUAAAGUUUAACGUCAUAAAGUUUGUAUUAUGGGCCACUGUAAAACCCAAAACAAAAAAUAAGUUUUCCCGUCCCAAAA